This is a messenger RNA of Drosophila miranda, 3036 nucleotides long. RefSeq lists its product as uncharacterized. The transcript has 3 exons. The record is from RefSeq and is a predicted model, not a curated record. NCBI's taxonomy places the organism in Eukaryota, Metazoa, Arthropoda, Insecta, Diptera, Drosophilidae. Bases 16 to 1659 code for a protein of 547 amino acids.
AAUGUGAUCUUCCAUAUGACUUUCUAUGUGAUAUUUUUUCCGAUAUCAAGAUCGAUAUUUUCUUGCCAUGAAAAACGAUGGAAAAUAUGCAUUUUUAUUGAAUUUAUUGAAGCACAUGCAAACUUUCACCGACAGCAAAAACAGAGAGUGAAAGAGCCCCGAGUGCAAUAUAAACAAGAAAAAAGGCGCGAACUGCGCCUAAAGCGAUUCUGGCGCUCGCCGAAAACAACCUCCUCGGACGACUCCACGGGCUAUGAGAGUCCGACGCGAACGAAACCAGCAGCAGCAAGUGCCAGCAGCAGCGAUGGGCAGCGUUUCAAUCAUCUGCACUACACCAGCCUAUCGCAGGGCUCUGGCACCUCAUCCUCGGCGGGACCGGCGUGUCUCGGUCCAGGGGGUGGUCUGACCGCAUCCACCACUGGGGCAGGGUCAUCCGGGAACAACAAGCCAUCCUGUUCGCUGCCACUGCUCCAGGUGUGGCCCAGCCAGGACUCACCGCGCGGCGAGGCCGAUGGCCAAUCCUUCAUAUUCCCCGCCAUCGUGGAGACGAAUGUCAGCAGCAGCCUCCUGGCCGGAGGGAGCAGCAGCAACCUCAAUCUGAAUGCCCGGCGCAGCCAGAAUCAUCUGACCCUCAGCACGGAUCGGCGCAGCUCGCUAUACUGUGAUACCCUACACGCCGGCGACUCGGGCAUCGACUCGGUGCAGGCAUCGCCUUCGCCCAACGCCUUCAUUGCCCCGCCAGGUGUGCUGAGCCUCCCCAUGGGUCGAACGGGCGGUGGAUCGUGCCACGUAUCGCCCACAAGUACGCCUACCCAGGGCUCCCCGAACCUGUCGCUGGGCCGGCGGGGCAUCAGGAACAGCAUCUGUGUGGUGCCCAGCGGCGAUGGUGGGAGGCGCAAGUCUAGUGCCCUGCUCCACCCGGAUCAUGCCAGGCUGUUCGCGUUGAGGAUGAAGCAUGCGGCGGCUCUGGAACGGGCGCAGACAUCGCCAGACCAAACCUCCAUCGAGGAUGCCAAUGAGUUCCAUGACAACGGACUGGCCACCAAUCUGCGGCUGUGCUCGGCCGCGUCAUCGACGACGUCGUCGCUAACAUCCGUGGCAGCGGUCAGCCUGGGCGGAUCCGGCGGUGGCGCUGCCGGUGGUGGUGGCUGUGUGGUCGGGCUGGGCAUUGGCAGCGGCGGCCUGGCCACCAGCAGCGGCAGCGGUGGCGCCUGCUCCUCCGGCUCCGCCUAUGCUGUGGGCGCGGCGGGCGUCCAGCAGCGCGUCUCCGAUCCGUGGCUGCAGCCACAAUCGGAUCGGGAGCGAGACUCCCGGCAUGAUGGCCGUCGACGUUCCUCAACGAUGACCGCCCGCUACUCCCUCUUCGAUGCCCUCGACCUGGAGUACGUCCUACUGAGGGCCGCAGCCAGGGGUUCGGUGGGUCCGUACAGCCUCAGCGAGUCCAUACACAAGCUGACCUUCACCCAAUCCCUGGCAUUUCCCGCUCUGGCCCGUGGCCUGGCCACCAAGCGUCGCCGAUCGGCGACGCACACGAGCUCCAGGCCCCUGAAUCCGCACGAGUCCGGGCUGAACACCUGCGCCAAGGUGGUCACUGCCGUGGUCCUGGUGGCGCUCUCCUUCAUGGUAUUCUUGAUAGUGUACAAGUUUGUGCGGACGUGAGGUUUGCUCCUGGCCCCGUCGCCAGAGUUGCCAGUCACAUAUCAGGCCAACUACGGACUGGAUGAUUCCUCAUCAUCCAUCAUCUCAUCAGCUGGCCGCAGUCUGGGCAAACACAUGUCGGGGUUCAGGAGCAAAUUAGGUCUGCGGGAGGCCGACUUUGAGUGAUCCCUUCUGAAAGGGAAAGCAGUAGAGAACGCGUAGGCAGACGUAUGUAGAUGUAGGUGCAGAUGCAGGUGCAGGUGCAGAAAAAGUGCGUAUUGAAAAUUUUUGUGAUAAACUAUCAAUGAAAAGCAAAUUUUCCACAAAAGAAGAAUUCAAAACAAAACCAAUAACGAAAACAAAACUAAGCAAAUGGAUAGAUAACAAAUUAAAGGCUUAAACAAUUAGUAAACCGCUUCAAGAGGCUUGCCAGAGUUUCAUAUAAAAAUAAUACAAAAUAAUAUUUUUUUAUAUAUAUAAAAAUCGAAUCGCUGCUCGCAUUUCCUAGGCUCCUACUUAGCAAAAAGAUUUUAUAAUAGAACUCUAUAGACUCCUCCUCCCCUCCCACAAAGAAGACAAGGGGGCAAGGAAACAGAAACUGAAACGGAAACCAUUUCACUGUUUGCAGUUACAGUUACAGUUACAGUUACAGCUGAGAAGUGCCUAACUUUUUGAACUUCUGGCUAUUUUUAUUCCCGUAAAAUCGAAUUUAUCAAUCAAUCGGCAGCUGCUUUGAAGGGAAAGGACUCCCUCUAGGGAAGGUACUUUGGUGGAGGGCAUUGGAAGGAUAUGUGAUGAUGGAUUUUGAGUUAUUUGUGCGCAAUCGGUAAGAUUUUCAUCAGAACUUUGGUUAUAAAAUAAAACAUAUUCCUGCUAAAACCUCCCCACAUUUUAAUGUAAUUUCUAUUAGUUCAACACUUCAUUUUGAUAUCUGAUAUUUGUAUUUAUUUCCUGAAACCUUUUCCGACCCAUCAACAUUCCUUGCCAGCCUCCAAGAACACCAUGUUAACAACAUUUUAGUGCUGAAUAAUUGGCUUUAGCCCUUAAGCAACAGGAAACCCCUUGCUUGGAAGAAGUGGAGAUCAAUGUAACCUACCAGUAAAUAAUGUACUGUACUGUACUGACCUGUUAGAUGGCUGAUUGCAGGGCAGACAGACGAAAUAUGGAAAUCCAGGCAUAUUUAAACAACAUAUUUACGGUAGCUAUAUAUACAUACAUAUGUACUAUAGUUAUACAAGCAAAAUAUAAGUAUAUAUACGAGUCUAUAUGUAGGUACUACGAGCAUAGUAUUGUAUGUACAUAUGUAUGUGGGUGUUUAUAAACGUAUAUAUUUAAGCGGCUUAAAUGUGACAAAGCACUUGCUGAAAUACCAAUACAAAAGAAAACUAUCUAACUCUA